AAUAAUAAGCUUUUUCAAUGAAUCGCAGCAGUAAAUGCUUAGCACUGUUUAUUUUUAUAAUUGCCUGAUAAGCACCCAGGACUCACUUUAUAAAAAUAAAGCCAAAUUUGAUGUGCUCGGACAUUAAACUAAACGCCAUGAGUUACGUAAAUCUCACAACUUUAGCAGACCAUAAACGACAAGAAAUGGAAGAUAGAAUUCACAUGUUUACAGCAAAAUGUGACAACACCAUUAAGAAUUUGGAAUAUUUGAAAAAACGGGCUCAAGGAUUAAUGACACAACUAAACUGUGAUCACAUGGAGCUGAAAGAUCGUUUUUUAAAUAGUGUUAAGACCUUGGAAGAAUAUUCAUAUUUAAUAAAUGAUAUUAAUAUAGCUGUAGAAGAAUUAGUUAAUCCCGCUAAUCGGGCUGGUCAUCCAGGUUUUGGUUUGGUAAAUAUGUUACCUCCAUCAAUCUCACCAUUCAAUAUAGCAGAUACAUUGUCUCAACCUGUUCCAUCAACUUCAAAAACUUGUUUACAUCCUCAAGACUGGUCCAAGAAAAAAAACAUACCAAAAGACCAGCCUUUAAUUUCAUUUUCUACCGAGUCUUUGGGAGAAAUAAUACCAUCUGAAGAUAAACAAUGUGAUAGUCAGACUAUUACAGAAGGUGUAAAAAAUAUUACUUUUGCAGAUGCUGGAAAUGUGACAUUGCCUGCACAAACAGUGUUGCAAUUGGAUUAUGAAUACCCCGCUGUAUUAUUACAUGUUGAUGGAACAUCCUUUUGGGUGACUACUGAAAAUAUUGAUGAAGCAUUUCAAUUAAUGACAGACAUGACAGAGUACUAUAAGAAGUGCAAGGUACAAUUUUCACUCAACCAAUUGGUGCCUCUGUCAUGUUGUGCUGUGUAUGAGGAAUCGGAUUCAUAUACCAGAGGACUCUUCAUACAACUCAGUGAAGAGGACAUCCGUUCUGCCCAAGUGCAUCUAGUAGACUAUGGGGAAACAAGAUUAGUGCCGACCUGUUGGCUUCAGCCGCUGAUGCCUCAAUUCUGUGGCUUGCCACCAUUUGCCCGAUAUUGUCAUCUAGCUGGGGUGGAGAUAGAUUAUGAAGAUGCAGUGGCGGUUCGAAAGGUUGAAAAAAUUAUGAAAAUGCAUCUUGGAAGGAAUUGCACAAUCUACGUUGACGAUAACAAUUCCGAAUCCCUAGGCGUUUACGUACUUUUGGAAAAUGGAGAAAAAAUUAACGACAUGGUCCUUAAAGCAAUUUCAGAUAAAACAAAUAAUAGCCAAGGACCGGAUACUCCGGAAGGAUUUCCAGGUCUUACGGAAGAGAACUGUGACAUAACACAAAUACCGGAAUACGAAGAUCCAGUGAUCGCUGUUACGGGUUACCAUAACCGAGAUGAAGCGGACAUUUGCAAGCAUUACAAAGGAGGCCCCGAAAAGACGUGUUUCAAGGGGAAACGCUGCACUAAGAAACACGUUGUGAAGCACCCAGAUGGCUGGACGUUGGACCGUGUCUUCGUACCGGCGAAGCUAAAAUCCCUGCCCUUGCCUGCCGCCGGAAGCUUUGUACGAGUGCUCGUAUCCCAUGUACCGCAUUUUAAUCAUUUCUUCGUACAAAUGAUAAACGACACUAAAGAUAUAACGGAAAAAGAGUUCCAACCGCUCACUUCAUUGUCAGCUCUUGUACAGGACAUGAACAGUGCAGCUACCAUAUCCUCAUAUAGACCACUUAAGAUGAUACCGGCCCCGGGAGAAUUGGUAGCUUCUUUAUAUCCCAUGGAUGGAAAAUGGUACCGCGCGAAGGUACUUACUUCUACUAAAGCUGAUCGAAAAGUCGAGAUAAAAUACGUGGACUACGGAAACGUUAUAUGGGUGGACGAAGAUUUAUUGCGGGAACUUCAACCCCGAUUUUGCGUUUUGCCAACUCAGGCUAUUCUAUGUAUUUUGGCUGGCAUUACUUUGAGAAAUCAGGCUGCCACCAAUCUCAUAGCUGGAAGAAAUGCGCUCAUCGCUCUAAUACAGGACAAGAGGUUCGAUGCAGAAGUUAUCGCCACUGAUUACGAUAGCAUAACAGUCGUUUUAUACGAUGAGAAGGGCAACAACAUUGCCGACCUUUUAGCCCUACAAAAAGUUGUUGAACGCCAGGAAUACACAAUUGACUACAAAUUAACUGACGGCCGACGAUACGUUAUAAUUCCUUCUUAGAUUUACGGACAACGUUUUCCAAUUAAAUUAUUAAAUAGUUUGGGAUAACAAACAUAUUACUUGUAUUGGAAUAAAAACAAAUAUUUUAUUUUUGUUAAAAUACAUCAAACUUGUAGCUCCGCCGUGUUCUUGCGAUCUCGCCCAAACUUUUUUUGUGUUGCUCAUUUAAUUCAAAUAAUCGAGAUCUUAACAGAUGUGAUCGUAUGUUAAGUCAAAAUCUCGGCUUAGUUGUCAAACUUUGACAGUCGUUAAAACUGGAUUUGAGUUUGACUGAUGUUCUAAAAUACCGAAGUAUGUCAUACGAAAAAUGUAUAAAGGUAUACUAAAAUAGCGUUAUUGAUGUCGUUUAAACUUCAUCGUACUAAUUACAGUAUUUUUCCUUCAAGUUAAUUUAGUGGCAGUAUGCAAUCAAAAUCGCAAACAUAACGUUAAUCACAUACGCAUAAAUAAAUUAGUAUGUAAUCUGUGGCGUAAUGUGUGAUUUUCCUAUUUUAUAACUUUGUCAAAGACACUAUACAGCUAUUGUUUUUUUUUUUUUUAAUUUGUUGUAAGUACUUAUUUUGCUGUUGCGGCUGUGAUAAUGUAAUCGGUUUAUAUGAGUGAAUAUUAUGGUCGUUGACAAAAUGUAUGAGAGUUAUUCCAGCAUAGUGCUUUUAAGCUGAACAUAUUUUUAAUUUUUACUAUGUUGAUAACAAAAUACUUUUUAUGAUAUAAUUGCUAUUUUUUACUGUUCUGUUUUAAGAGUAAUGUCAGUAUAACCAACCGAAAUGGUGCGUCUAUGCACGUCUAGCUAUUAAUAAAUGUUUUAAGCUUAACGUAAUUUUAUGAAUAAUUUAAAAAAAUCUACUUAAUAAAUAUUUUACUAGUUGCUAAUCAAAAAACCACCUAUAGUACAGUAAAAGACCUCACAUUUAUAGUUUUAAAAAAUCCUUUUUUUAUGAGACUGGCAACUAUCUAUGAGAGUAUAAUCAUUUUUUUAAAGGAGUAUUUUAAGUUUAUAAUUUUAAAUUAGUGUAAGUCUGAUUUUUUUCAUAUAAUCACUAGACGCUAUAAUGUUGAAUAUAUAUCUGUUUUCGUUUGAGAAGUCUGUCAAUCAGUGGAACAGAUGCAGAAAUGUGUCUGCCCCAUGCCUUUGACUUUAGAGUCAAAGUUUCUAAUGCAUUUAAAAAAAAAUAAGCUAAUUGAAUAUUUGUAAUCGACUUUGUUCUCUUAGCUUCAAUCAAUUUUUGUCAUUAUUUGUCAUUAGCGUUAACACGAAAUUUAUAUAAAAUCUCUAAUAAAUUAUAAGACACUUUUAUGACAUUAGAUACGUAAGAUUUCGAAUACUAAGCUAAAUAUUCACUUAUUGGAUAAAGAAAAAUGAGUUACUCAAUGAAUCAAAUCAGUGUAGUUAAACAUAUUUAUACCUUUAUUUUGUACCUUUUUUCGUUUCCCUUUUAAGAAUAAUAUAAUAUUAAGCCGAAUAGUUGCUAUUGGCUAGAUAUAUAUCUGCAGAAGUUUUUAUUUCCUAAAAUUGUGUGUGCAAAGUUGUCCCACCAUUUGUCAAAUUAUUUACACUUGUUUUUUGUAUUUAUUACAAUAAAAUUGUAACCUUUUUCAUUGUAUAAGCGAAAGUUUAGAACAAAAUAUGUUAAAGAAAUGCUAUAGAAAGUAGUUCUGUAUUGGUAAAAGUGUUGCCAUAAUAAAAACA
Pieris brassicae (large cabbage white) is the source of this 3882-nucleotide messenger RNA. RefSeq names its product tudor domain-containing protein 1-like. The record is from RefSeq and is a predicted model, not a curated record. Bases 111 to 2192 code for a protein of 693 amino acids. Gene Ontology annotation, biological process: spermatogenesis. Gene Ontology annotation, molecular function: metal ion binding. Lineage: Eukaryota; Metazoa; Arthropoda; Insecta; Lepidoptera; Pieridae. The transcript has 16 exons.